Messenger RNA from Pyricularia grisea, 393 nucleotides. RefSeq lists its product as uncharacterized. NCBI's taxonomy places the organism in Eukaryota, Fungi, Ascomycota, Sordariomycetes, Magnaporthales, Pyriculariaceae. The transcript is spliced from 2 exons. Bases 1 to 393 code for a protein of 130 amino acids. The record is from RefSeq and is a predicted model, not a curated record.
AUGCUCGUGUCUGGAAGCGUCGUCAGCAACCCGUCUCCAAAAAAAACUCGGCAGCGAUCCCCACGCGGACCCAAUCUUUCCGUUUGUGUUUUUUUUGAUGCCGUCACCGAUUCCCUCUCCUCUAGAAAGCCGAGCGGAUCCGCCUUGUGGGACGCCACUGCCAUCCGAAGCCUCCCUUGCGCAGGUGAGGCUUCACUAUUGGAUGGUGCGGGCUUGACUUUCUUGAGGGUGUUCGAGGUUGAGUCGUUGUUUGACGCGUCCGCUGGAAGGUUGUUUUCUUGUUUUGUGGUUGUGCUGUGGUCUAGCCGACUCUUUUUGGUGUUUUCUUCGCACUUCCUAAAAACCUUUUCCAUGUCAGCCCAUCUUUACGCCGAGUGUUGGGCAGCCCUAUGA